CGGUUAUGUGGUUUUGGCUGUGUCGUGCAAUAUGAAGAAAAAUGUUGCUGAAAUAUUUGGGUUCUAUUCUAGCUGCUCAGGAUUUCGAGAACCGGGUGGUGUCGGUGGCGUGGUCGCCGAACAGCUGUAAAUUGGCAGUGGCGCUGAGCGAUCGUUCGAUUUACCUGUUUGACGACAAGGGCGUGAAAAAGGAUAGAUUCUCGACGAAGCCCGUGGACUCCAAGAACGGCAAGAAGAGUUACGUGGUGAAAGGUAUCGCGUUCUCGCCGGACUCAACGAAGAUCGCCGUUGGCCAGACCGACAACAUCGUCUACGUCUACAAAAUCGGCGAGGAAUGGGGCACGAAGAAGGUGAUCUGCAACAAAUUCCCCCAGCCCUCGGCGGUCACUUGCUUGGCGUGGCUGGUCGACGGUCCUAUAAUCGUCGGUCUGGCGGACGGCCGCGUCCAGGCAGCCGUGGCCAAGGCCAACAAAAGUCGCAACCUCUACGCCACGCAAUCGAUGACCCUGGCGAUAGCCGUGAACCCGCGAGGCACGGGAUUCCUGUCGAGCCACGCGGACGGCAGCGUCGUUCGCUACCUGGUCAGCGAGGACGGCGGUGCAGUUGAAGCGUCCGGUAAGCUGCUCGUGCAUCCCGUGCCGGCCUACGCCUUGGCCUGGUGUCAGAGUCACAUCCUCUGCGGCGGCCACGACAAGCGCCUGGUAUUUUACGACUCGCGCGGCAAGCCGGCCAAAGCCUUCGAUUACAGUCGCGAGACUGCCGACAAGGACAUGUCGGUUGCCUGCUGCAGUCCAAGUGGAUUGAGCGUUGCCGUUGGCUCGUGGGACAGAGUUAGAAUUUACGAUUGGAGUCCGAGGAAGAAGCUCUGGGAAGAGACGAUAUCGCGAAGCCUGCCCAAUUUCUACACGGUCACUGCGUUGGCUUGGAGACGCGAUGGUUCCAAACUGGUGGUCGGCGGACUAUGCGGCGCGGUCGAGCAGUUCGAAACCAUCCUGCGCAAGUCCAUCGUUCGCGGCAGCUACGAGGUGACCUACGUGGGACCGAAUCAAGUCGUCAUCAGGUCGCUGGCCAACAAGCACAGUCGACCCGUGAUAGUCAACUCGCAAAGUGGCGGCGAAAUCGACGACGUCAAGGUGUUCGGUCGUACGAAUAACCGGGUGGUCGCUCGUACCGCGGAUUCGCUGCUGAUUUGCGACAUCGACGCCGAUCUGCUGAGCGAGAUACCGUGGGACGCCGCGAAUGGUGGCGAGCGUUUCUUCUUCGAGUACCCGGGCGUCUGUUUGAUCUUCUGCGCCGGUGAGCUGACGUUGGUCGAGUACGGUCGCAACGAAAUUCUCGGCAGCGUGCGCACGGAGUCGAUCAAUCCCCACGUGGUCAGCGUUCGCAUAAACGAGCGUCGCUUGCCCGGCGCGCCCGACAACAAACGACUCGCCUACCUGCUGGACCCCCACACCGUGCAAAUAUUGGAUUUGGCGAGCGGCAAGCCAGUGACGACGGUGCACCACGACGCGAGAAUCGACUGGCUGGAAUUGAGCGAGACGGGGAGUCGAAUGCUGUCGAGGGACAAGCGAGCGAGGCUUUGGCUGAGCGACGAUAACGGUGGCCACACGCUGCUGCUCACCGGCACCAGUUACGCGAGCUGGGUGAUGGGCAGCGACGUGGUGGUAGCGCAGUCGGGCAGCAACGUGGCAGUCUGGUACAACGUCGACGCGCCCGAGGCGGCGACCUUCAUCGCGGUCAAAGGCGACGUAGCGGACAUCGUACGCGACAACGGCAGAACGUCGAUGAUCGUCGAAGAGAACGCCAGCGAGGUGGCCUAUCCGCUGGACGAAGGACUGAUCGAGUUUGGCACCGCGUUGCACGACAACGACUUCGGUCGCGUGGUGCUGUUUCUGGAAGAGCUGGGCGAUCGUCCGCACACCGAGGCCAUGUGGGAGAACGUGGCGAACAACGCGAUGAGCGGAAGAGCACUGAUCGUGGCAGCGCGCUGUUACGCGGCUCUGGGUGACGCAGCGUCGAGUCGUAUGUUGAAGGAGAUCGUUCGCAUGGGCGAGAAAUACGCCGAAGAGAGCGGCCACAGGCCACUGCAGAGUCCGGACUGCUGGGCCAAGCUGGCGAUACUGCGUGGCGAUUUGAAAGCCGCCGAGGCGCUGUAUCUCGAGCAGAACGAGCUGACCAAAGCCUUGGACAUGUAUCAGAGAUAUUGGCACUGGGAGGAGGCGCUCAAUCUGGCGCAGACGCGGAGGUGGCACGGACUUGCCGAGCUGAGGGACAGGCACCUCGCGUGGCUAAUGGAUAGCGGCCAGGUGUCCAAGGCUGCCAGCAUCAUCGAGUCCGACAACCCGAAGCGCGCGAUCAAGCUCUACCUGCAGGCCAAGCGGCCAGCGCGAGCGGCGCGACUGCUGCUCUCGCAGGACGAGCUGGCGAGCGAGGAGAAUCUCGUCGGCGAGGUGCUGCGCGCACUGAAGGCCGCGGAUCUGCUGGAGCUGGCCGGCGAGAUCAACGAGCGCACCGGAAUGUAUCUCGAGGCUAUUCGGGACUACGGGAAGGCCGGCGUGUUCGUGAGGGCGCUGGAACUCGCGCGAGAGCACGAGCCGAACAGCGUGGUGAAGCUGGAGCGCGAUUGGGGCCACCACCUGAUGUCGGGCGGCCACUACGACGCGGCGAUCAACCACUUCAUCGAGGCCGGCGAGACGAGGCUCGCGCUGAAGGCCGCGGUGCUCGCGCGCCAGUGGAAGAAGGCGCUGCAGAUAAUCGAGGUCGUGGAACUCGACGACGAGGCCGAGGCGCGCGGCCACUGCGAGAGAGUCGCCGAGCACUUCGCCGGCGCCGGUGACCUCGGCGUCGCCGAGCGGCUCUACCUGCGCGCGGGCCUGCCGCGGCGGGCCGUGGAGGCCCACGCGGCGGCGCACAACUGGGCGCGCGCCCAGGAGCUGGCCAAGCGGGAGCUGCCGGCCAGCGAGGCCCACGAGAUCCUCGCCGGCCACGCCGAGGCGCUGCGGGCGGCGGGCGACUACCGGCACGCCGAGGCGCUGCUCGCCGCGACCGAGCAGUACGACGAGGCCAUCAGGAUGUACAAGGAGGCCGGCCUGCGCCAGGACGCGGUGCGGCUGGUGGCCAAGCACCGCGCGGACCAGCUCAAGGCCACGCACGCGCUGCUCGCCAAGGAGCUGGAAUCCGCGGGCAAGCCGCGCGAGGCCGAGGAGCACUUCCUCGGCGCGGACGACUGGCGCGGCGCCGUGGCCGCCUAUCGGGCGGCGAACAUGUGGGAGGACGCGCUCAGAGUGGCGCGGAAGGCGUCCGGCGACAAGGCGGCCCAGCAGGUCGCGCUCAUGUGGGCGAGGACCCUAGCGCCGGAGCUGGGCGCUAGACUGCUCACGAGGCUGGGCUACCUGGACGCAUGCUUGCUGUUCGCCUGCGACGCCGGGGCCUUCGACUGGGCGCUCGAGGUGGUCAAGUACGCCAGCGAGGAGCAGCAGAGGCAGGUUCAUUACAGAUACGCCAUGGCGCUGGAGGACGAGGGCCGCUUCAACGAGGCCGAGCAGGAGUUUCUCCGAGCCGCGAAAGCGAUGGAAGCCGUGCAGAUGUACAUUCACCUGAGAGAGUGGGACCAAGCGGAGUACGUGGCCAACAAUCACUGCAGGGAAGGGCUCGAUCAGGUGCUCGUCGCCCGAGCCUCCGAAGCCGCCGAGAGCGGCGACUUCGCCACUGCCGAGGCCUUGCUGCUGCGCGCCUCCAAGCCCGAGCUCAUCGUCGCGCACUACAAGAACGCCGGCAUGUACUCCGAGGCGAUGCGGGUCUGCCGGACUUACAUGCCGCACCAGGAAGCCGCGCUUCGGCGCGAGCUCGGCCACCGCUCGGCCCAGCUGGACGGCGACGACGCCGAGCGAGCCGUCGCCGAGGCGCGACACUACCUCGAGCUCGGCGAGACGCGCGCGGCCCUCGACGCCUUGAUGCAGGACGCGCGCGCGCCCAAGCACGUGCUGCGGCUGGCGGCCGACGUGCUGCUGCACCGCGCGGAGCCCGACGUCGCCGGCGCGGUCGCCGGCGAGCUCGGCCCGAGGCUGCUCGCCGCCGGCGAGCACGCCCUCGCCGCCCAGAUCUUCCUCCAGGCCGACCGCGUCAAGGACGCGGUCAACGCGCUGGCCGCUGGCGACGACUGGCCCAAGGCCAAGAGGCUCGUCCGGGAGCUGGCGCCGGACCUCGAGAUCUAUCUCGAGGACUUGUACAGGGAGGCGAUGAUCAAGGAGGGCCAGGUGGAAAAUCUCGCGAGGGUCGACGCCGACGCCGCGAUCGACAUGCUCAUUAGGAAGGGCAUGUGGGACCAGGUGUUCGAGACCGCCAAGUCGCAAGGCUCGACGGUGCUGCACAAGUAUGUGGCGCAACGCGCGGCCCAGCUACUCAAAUCCGACAGCGUGAUCGAGGCGCUGCAGCUGUAUUGCCAGUACGGCACACCGCCGAUCAAUCAGAAUUACAAUCUCUACUAUCAUUUGGGCGAGAAAGUGUUGAAUUCCGUCGAGACUAGCGCGGAGUACACUUACAUCGCAAAGCUGAGGAACAUCGUGCUGAAUUUGGUGAAGGCGCUUGAUACGUCCAAUUACACGACGCUGAGUAAAUUUGAUCGCCUCCUGAGCGCGGUUCAUUACUGCGGGAUACGUCUCGCGUGUAAGACGAAUUUGCCGACGCUCAGCGGCAUCGUUCUGAAAGCUUCGGUGUCGCUUCUGAGAUACACCGAUAUCGUUGUGGCUGACAAGGCGUAUUACGAAGCAGGCGUACAAUCGCGCGAAGCUGGGAACAGCAGCGAGGCCUUCGUCUUCUUGAAUCACUUUUUGGAUCUGGAGGAGUGCGUCGAGGAGGGCGACGGUAGUGUUUUAGACGUGGAUGACUUUCGCGUAACGGACUUCCCAUUAGAAGUGCCACUGCCACUCGGCUUAGCCCUAAGUCGCGAGCAACGCGAAGAAGUGCGCGAAUGGGUUCUCACGAUCAGCGUCGAUCAGAAAGUCGAACAGGGAUUGCCAUUGGAUCAACGUGGUAUCUACGUAGGCUCAUUAACAAGCCAUAACAGCGAUGCCGCGCCAUUGCCGGAAUGCGCUCUCACUGGCUACCCCGUGCGCGGUGCGAGCAUUCAAUUUGAAGGACCUAAUAAGAGAUUGGCGUCGAGAGACGAUUGGAAUAAAUUUUCAGCUGCUGCUAGGCAAAGUACGAGCGAUUCGCCGUUGAACGACGUGUUAGCUUUUAUACAGGAAUGGUGUGGUUUUGCACCUAAUUACUCCUUUUAAUGACGUUCGAUUGUUUGUGUGUAAUCAAUGUUCUGUGUGAAUUCAAUAAAGCUUGGAUCGUUUUGUUAAA
This is a messenger RNA of Phymastichus coffea, 5349 nucleotides long. It is a transcript of the gene Oseg2, whose product is annotated as intraflagellar transport protein 172 homolog. Gene Ontology annotation, cellular component: axoneme; ciliary basal body; intraciliary transport particle B. Bases 42 to 5279 code for a protein of 1745 amino acids. Gene Ontology annotation, molecular function: protein binding. The transcript has 16 exons. NCBI's taxonomy places the organism in Eukaryota, Metazoa, Arthropoda, Insecta, Hymenoptera, Eulophidae. The record is from RefSeq and is a predicted model, not a curated record. Gene Ontology annotation, biological process: intraciliary transport.